Molecule: messenger RNA, 751 nt
Organism: Spea bombifrons (plains spadefoot toad)
Lineage: Eukaryota; Metazoa; Chordata; Amphibia; Anura; Pelobatidae
Gene: MIMS2
Product: family with sequence similarity 210 member B
Exons: 4
Coding region: 74-619 (181 amino acids)
Cellular component (GO): mitochondrion
Source: RefSeq, a predicted model, not a curated record
GAAGGGAGGAGACGGACAGAGGAACCGGAAGCAACAAAGUGCAGGAGAGUCCAGACUCUAGAUUGCCACCUCCAUGCUAGGUCUCUGUGGCCUCCGCGGGUCACUACUGCGGCCAGGGCUGUGGGGCGUGUGCGCCAGGGCUGUGCGGCUAGAUACCCCAUGGGCUCUCUUGCCCCAAGGACGCAGGAUGCUUCAGGAUGGAGCAGCAAACAGGGGGCUCAACCAGAGCUUCGAUAACCCAACUGGCGGAGACCCCAAGAAACCUGUGAACCCUGAAGGCCACAAACCAAACAAAACCCAACAGCUUAAGAAGGUGUUUAAGGAGUACGGAGCGGUCGCCGUGUCUUUCCAUGUCGCCAUUUCAUUAACGUCUCUCGGGAUUUUCUACCUGAUCGUCUCCAGUGGGCUGGAUGUCACAGCGCUACUCCUUAAAGUGGGAUUCAGUGAAGCAGUGGUGCAGUCCAAGGUGGCCGCCGGGACGAGCACCUUCGUGCUGGCGUACGCGGUCCAUAAACUCUUCGCUCCGCUGCGGAUAAGCAUUACAGUCAUCUCCGUUCCUUUCAUCGUCAGCUAUCUCAGGAGGAUUGGGCUCUUCAGACCCCCCCGGCCGAGCAGCUGAGACUGAACAGUUUUUUUGUAUUUAUGUUGAGAAUUUGUAAUAAAUUUAUAGGAGUAUAUAGACUGGGGGCGCUCGUUAACGUCGGCCCCUAGAGGCUGCGCCCAGUUUGUAAUCUAAUAAAUGAUUAAGAUC